UAUUAGGGUUUCAAAAAUCCCCGCCAAUUCUCUGUUCCCCUCCCCCUUCUCUCAUGGCGGUAGAGGACCAGAGUCCGGUGACCCCUGCACCAAUUCCGACACGCGGCGACAAAGUCUCUGAGACUGGCUCUUGCCACCUUGCCACGGCGCCAUCACCUGGUAAUCCAAACACUAGUGACACUUCUCCGACGAAGCCAGCCAGCCCCAAAGAUUUCAUCAUUUCUGUUGCCUCCAAGAUUGCUUCCCAGCCUCUUCAGAACUUCGAUCCUAGCGUUUGGGGCGUCCUUACUGCUAUUUCUAACAACGCUCGUAAAAGGCAACAGGGUAUUAAUAUAUUAUUAACUGCCAAUGAGCACUGUAUUGGGCGUGUGGUAGAGGAUAUGCGCUUCCAGAUUGAUUCUCCUGCUGUUAGUGCUAAACAUUGCAUGUUAUACAGAACGGAAGGCACUAAUGAAAAAAUGGAGAGCGUGGCAUCAAUUUGGUUGAAAGAUACAAGCACAAAUGGAACUUAUCUCAACUGGGAGAGGCUAAAAAAGAACAGUACUGCUGUCAAAGUUUGUCAUGGAGAUAUCAUAUCAUUUGCUGCUCCUCCUCAGCAUGAAGUUGCAUUUGCUUUUGUAUUUCGAGAGGUGCUCAAGUCUGCUUCUUCGCUGGAUAAUGGAGCUGCUAAAAGAAAAGCAGAGAUUAAAAGGAUAGGAAUCGGUGCUCCUGAGGGUCCCAUAUCACUUGAUGAUUUUCGAAGGCUCCAAAGAUCAAACACGGAACUAAGAAAGCAGUUAGAAGAUCAGCUUGUAUUAAUUGAGACUCUGCGUAAUAAAAAUCGUGCAGCUGUUGAGCAACAUGGAAGUGAAUUAAAAUCAGUCAGAGAGUCCGUUGAGAAAUCUUACCUUGAUCAAUUGAAAGAAUUACAGCAGAUGGUGGAUCUCAAACAGAAGGAAGUAGGUGAAAUCAACAGAGUUUCUGCUGAACAAAAGCAUGCUGUGGAAGACUUAAAUGAAAGGCUUAAUGCUUCUAUGCAGUCGUGUAAUGAAGCAAAUGCCAUAAUAAGUAGUCAAAAGGUAAAUAUAGCUGAACUUGAGGAGCAAUUACAUGAAGAACAAAGUCAGCGAAAAGAAGAGCGAGAAAAGGCUGCAGCUGAUCUGAAAGCUGCUGUACAUAGAGUUCAAUCUGAAGCUCAAGAGGAAUUGAAACGAUUCUCUGAUGAUGCAUUAAGACGAGAAAGAGAGUUACAAGAAUCGAUGAAGAAGCUGCAGGAGUUGGAGAGGGAAAGGUGUUUGCUAGUUGAAACCUUGAGGUCCAAGCUGGAGGACACCAGGCAAAAGGUGGUUGUCUCUGAUAAUAAAGUCCGGCAGUUGGAAACUCAAGUUCAUGAUGAGCAGCUUGCUUCAGCAAAUCAUAUAAAGAGAGUAGAAGAACUUGAGCAGGAAACAAGAAGAUUAAAGAAAGAGCUUCAGAGUGAAAAGGCAGCUCGAGAAGAAGCAUGGGCUAAGGUUUCUGUUCUUGAGCUUGAAAUGAAUGCUGCAGCACGGGAUCUUGAUUUUGAGAGACGAAGGUUUAAAGCUGCCAGGGAAAAACUCAUGCUUCGGGAAACACAGCUACGAGCAUUUUAUUCAACAACCGAGGAGAUACAAGUACUGUUUGCUAAGCAGCAGGAACAAUUGAAAGCAAUGCAGAGAACCUUAGAAGAUGAAGAGAAUUAUGAGAAUGCUUAUUGACAUGGAUGUAGUCAUGGUGGAAACUCAGGUCAAGGAAAUGAAGUUGCUGCAUACCAUGCUAAAAGUUCUGCCAAGGCUGGAUCGACAUCAUCUGCACAGAAGCAUAUUGGAGAUCAAGCGGAAACAUCCAGCAAUGAGGCCAGCGUAACCGAGAAGCAUGAUUGCGAUGUCAGGAGUGAAGAUUGCCAAAAUACACAAGAGGCAGAAUUCACCAGUGCAGAUCACGACCAUGGUGCCAAAGAUGGCUUUGUUUGUUGGGGAAACAAUGCAGUUGAUGACGAUAUGAAUGUUCAAGACACUGAGGAGCAAGGUCAAACAACUUGUCGGGAAGUUCAUGUGGACACACAAAAGACCAUUGUUGAGGACACUGAAGCUGGAGGCACAAUCAGAACUGCGGAUCUUCUAGCUUCUGAAGUUGCUGGUAGCUGGGCUUGCAGCACAGCGCCUUCUGUGCAUGGAGAAAAUGAUUCUCAAAGGAGCAGGGACAACAAUGAAGGUGCUGGGGAUGAUUCGAUUCAUCCAGUGGCAGAGUCUCAGAGUACUCCAGAUGCUGCUGCUACUAAAUGGAAUUCUGAACUCCGAGCACUUAGCGAGAUGAUUGGCAUUGUUGCUCCUGAUCUGAGGGAGCAAUUUGAAGGUUCUGUGAAUGAUUGUGAUCAACAGAGAGGAAAAGGUGGUACUCGGCCUGAUUCAGAUACUCAAGCAGAAACGAAACUGACAAUGAUGCUCAAAUCAAAAAGUGGAUCUGCAUCUGAUGCAGAGACUAGAGGUAAUGACCAUGUUGAGGAAGAUGGAGAUUCCGAAGCCACUCAAGAUAAUAAUCCCAUGGAUGAAGAUUCCGAAGCCACUCAAGAUGAUCCUCUUGGAGCAUCCAUGAAGUGUUCCAGUUGGGCCGCGGAUGCUAAAGCCUCUGUUGUGAGCCUUCUCUCUGGCUAUUCCUGUCCUCUCUUCUCUGGUUGUCAG
Messenger RNA from Neltuma alba, 2678 nucleotides. RefSeq names its product synaptonemal complex protein 1-like. Gene Ontology annotation, molecular function: protein binding. The record is from RefSeq and is a predicted model, not a curated record. NCBI's taxonomy places the organism in Eukaryota, Viridiplantae, Streptophyta, Magnoliopsida, Fabales, Fabaceae.